Molecule: messenger RNA, 824 nt
Organism: Amoebophrya sp. A25
Lineage: Eukaryota; Dinophyceae; Syndiniales; Amoebophryaceae
Source: the annotation of a GenBank genome assembly
ACCCUCUUCCACGACUAAUAUUUUCUGUCUAUUCUAUUCAACACAGUUUCGCAAAAAAUGAAGGCUGCAGCCUCCGAUGCUCGCACCAGAGCACCUGCUCCGUCACCUAAUCGCAAGCGAGUCGCAGAUGAGGAAAAUUUUGGUGGACAUCAAGGUACGAUUACCGAAGCAGACUCCUCUGAGCUUGGGUUGUGGGUUUUCAUCGGAGAGUGUGUCUUAGCGGCUGUCGACGCGAUUAAAUACGUCUUUUUCGAGUGCUGUAUUGACCGAUCGCAGAUCGGAUGGCGAAGGUCUAUGCGGAUCCAUAUGAUGCUGGUCAACGUUUUCUUGCUCAUCGUUUUCCUCUACGAGAUUAGUUUCUUGACGCCCUUGGGCAAAGGAUCGAGCGUGUACAAGGAAUGUCUCCAAAUAGCACUGCCGACAAAAGAGACACAAGCAAUGUUGCAAGAAGAGGCGAGGCUGAAACGAAAGGGAAUAUUAAACGAAAGGGGAGGUGGUGGAACAACAGCUUUAGGGGGAACAGCUUUAGGAGCUGCUGCGGAUGAAGGUUCUGGUGCACAAGGUGGUGGCGGCUUUUCUGCAUCUUGUGCAAGCGCGAAGGCAACUCCUAAGGGCGGAGGUAAAACGGCGCCACCUCCUGGAAAAGGCGCUGCGGGAGGUGGAGGGAAAGCGGCUGCUCCCGUUGCAGCUGGGACGAAAGGGCCUGCUGCUGGCGGAGGGAAAGCGGCUGCUCCCGUUGCAGCUGGGACGAACGGGCCUGCUCCAGCAGGUGGAGCUAAUGCACCUGCUCCAGCAACCGGCGCUGCUCCACCAACCGGUGCCCC